UAACGAGGUUGGCUAAUAACAACGUUGUUGUCGUUCCUCCCCCCUCUCCUUGAACGCUGAUGGUACGUUCCACAAAAGCAUAUAAUUCCCAGACUGAAGCAAACGCCUCACAAUCAAAAUUUCAUCUGCUAAUUCGUGGAGAUUUUACCACAAACACCGUCAGAAUGAGUUGUGGAGGUCUUUCCGAGCCCGCGAGGGAAGCUGAUGAGGAAAUUCAGAAGCUCUGUGACAGCGUGAAAAUCCAAGUUGAGGCCAAAGUGGGAAGGAACUUAGAUGUCUACAUAGCUAAGCUCUACAAGACGCAGGUUGUGGCCGGAACCAACUACUUCAUUAAGGUCUAUGUGGGAGGAGACGAGUAUUUUCACCUCCGUAUUAACCAGAAACUGCCAUGUGACAGAGGAGAGGCUGAGCUGCAUAGUCUGCAGCAACACAAGACCCUUGAUGAUCCUAUUGUAUACUUCUAAAGGGAUAAGAAUUCAAAGAGUCAUAUGAGAGCUCACAGGCAGUUUUUUUCCCAUCAUAAUCACUCAAGAUUACAUUAUCUUAGCUCUCUAUAUUGAACCGUGUUGUACAUCAUGAAAUUUUGAUCACAGGAUGUCAAAGUGGAACAUUUUGUAAUGAGAGAUUUAAUAAAUGACUGCAUUAAUCAUU
Solea senegalensis (Senegalese sole) is the source of this 651-nucleotide messenger RNA. RefSeq names its product cystatin-B-like. The transcript is spliced from 3 exons. The coding region runs from base 60 to 464 and encodes 134 amino acids. Gene Ontology annotation, cellular component: cytosol. NCBI's taxonomy places the organism in Eukaryota, Metazoa, Chordata, Actinopteri, Pleuronectiformes, Soleidae. Gene Ontology annotation, molecular function: cysteine-type endopeptidase inhibitor activity. The record is from RefSeq and is a predicted model, not a curated record.